CCAUCUUUUGUUUUGAUUUCCCUCCUGAAUUGGGAUCUUCCACAUGGGUUGGACUACAGCUCCCAUUAUCUUCAUGUGGGGAUGAUGGGAGUUGCAAUCCAGGCAGAGGCUGGGAGAGCCUGAGAGAAUGUUGUUGAGUUAGCCACCCCAUACUUUGUUCCCCCCAUUCUUCGCAAAUGGGUUGGACUACAAUGCCCACAAUGUGGGGGUGAUGGGAGUUGCUAUCCACACUCAGACUGGGGGGCAGAUGGGAAGGCUGAUGGGUAAUCCGCUCCACUUUUUCUUUCUGGUCUUUCUCCAAAUUGGUGUCUUCCAGGUGGGUUAGACUACCGGACCCAUCAUCUGCAGGUGGGGAUGAUGGGGGCUGUAAUCCAGACAGGGACUAGGAGGGCCUGAGGGGAGGUUGGUGGGUUAUCCGCUCCAUCUUCCGCUUCCCUCUUACCUUCCAAAUUGACUCCUUCCAGCUGCGUUGGACUACACUGUCCAUCAUGUGGGGAUGAUAGGAGUUGCAAUCGAAGCAGACUGGGGGGGGGUGAUGGGCUAUCCAUUCCAUCUUUUGUUUCCCUCCUUCCUCCUAAAUUGGCACUAUACAGAUGGGUUGAAUUACAAUGUCCAUCGUGUGGGGACAAUGGGAGUUGCAAUUCAGGCAGAGAUGGGAGGGCUUGAGGGGGUUGGACUACAACACCCAUCGCCCUGACUAUGGGAGGAUGAUGGGUGUGGACAUGUACUUGCUCGAUGUCAGUUCCCAUCUGUCAGUAACCUCCUCCCAACUCUUUGGACUACACCUCCCAUCAUUCCCCGGGGCCAUCUGAGCUGGCAGAGCGUCUUUAGCCCAAGCCAGAGGCUGGGAAAGGGCAGCUGCAGUGGGCUUAAAACAACAGACCACUCUGUUCAAAAGCCUUGUUUUGUGGGCAGCGUCUAUUAAAUAGAGGCUGACCAUAGAACUGCGCUGGAGGGCCUACAAAUGCCAAGAGAAGUGUUCUCUCUGGGAACUUCUAGGUCCUCCAAUGCAACUCUAUGAACAAUUGGUUGACCAUAGAGUUGCGCUGGAGGACCUAGAGAUUCCUAGAGGGAACAUACUAAUCAAAGUCCCAAACGCUGGAGGGCCAACUGUAAUAACACAUUUUACUUCUUUCCUGCCUCUCCAAGGCAUGGAGCAGAGGAGCCUAAGCAUCUCAGAAAACUACACAUCCCAGCAUUCCAUAGCAUUGAGCCGUGGCAGUUAAAGCGGUGUCAAACUGUGUUAAUUCUGCAGUGCAGAUGGAGCCCAAAUCCUCCUGAACCCAGUGAAGUUUACAUCCUUUGAAGCGUGAGGGUAGAACAUGUUUGAUGGGGAAAUCCCAUAAAAGCCAAUGGAGAUUCUGCAAAGGCUUGAAAAUGGCUCCAGUUAAAAUUAAGCAUGUCGUCUCUUUCACGUCUCAGGAUCCUAAGUAUCCCGUGGAGAACCUGCUGCUGCAAGAAGGCCCUCGUCCCUGGCUCUGCGCCCCACGGGAUCGGAGCCGGCAGCUGAGAGCAGAGUUGCAGCUGGAGCAAGCCAGCCACAUUGGCUAUGUGGAUGUGGGAAACUGUGGUUCAGCCUUCCUUCAGAUCGAUGUGGGGCGUUCCUCCUGGCCUCUGGACCAGAGUUACCUCACCCUCUUGCCCACCGCCGCUUUGAUGGUGCCAGGAGAUGCCAAGCUGGACAAGAAUCGUUCUGGGGUUCGGAUGUUCAAAGAAGGGGACUUCCUGGCUUCUGCGCUGGCCGAGAAGUGGGAUCGCAUCCGGCUCACGUGCAGCCAGCCUUUUAACAGACGUGCCCAGUUUGGUCUUGCCUUCAUCCAGAUCCGCACUCCGCAGGACACAGAGGAGGGCAAAGAGGCUCCAGCCUCUUCUCCUAGUGAGACCCCUUCUGAGCUUCCAAGUAAUCCGUGGCUUUCAAACGCAGCCAUCUGCAGGACUUUCUUCCCAGAAGAGCCAACGAGCACUGAAGAAGAAGUGGCGCUGAAAAGCCGGCUGGUGCAGCUGGACCCCAGCUCCCUCUCUGGAGCGUCCACCUCUGUCUGCCUGAGCCGCUCAGCCAGGAUGGUGCUGACGGCAGCUUCUGCUCGCAAGAGAACCUUCCCCUUGGCGCCAGAUUCCUCCCCUCUUCAGGCAAAGGGUCGAGAGGACGCACAGAGCCAACAGGUGGCUCAGGACCCUCAGCAGUUAGGGUCCAAGCAAGAACCAUCUGGAAGAAGAGAUCGUAGGAAAGCAAGCAGAAGAAGAGGACCAUGCAACAAUGCAAGGAGGCCCAGGGAUGUUUCUCAAAGGAAGGGAAGAGCCCAGGAGCAUAAGAGAAAUGUGGAAAGAGAAGAAAAAGAAGAGGUGGAGGAGAGAAAGGAACGAGCAAAUUGGCUAGAAGAUGGAGGUGUGGGUUUGGGCACAUGCCCCAUAUGUGCUGGCCGUUUCCCCACCGGCAUCUUGCCAGCGCAUGCCUCCAGAUGCGGGGAAGAGGAUUUAGAAUCCAGCCCUUCCUCCUCAUCCUCAUCGCCAUGGGAAGAGCCCAGGGAGGCUUGGGUUCAGUGCCCCAUCUGCCAGAUCCAUUUCCAUGCUUUGGAAGUAGAGAGUCAUGCAAGCACCUGUGGGGAUCAGGGCCAGCCUUUGGCCAGCAGCCCUUCCUGGCUCUGGGUGGAAUAAGAGGAGGAAGUGGAGGCUGAAGCUCUAACCAUUUGUUCAUGCUGAGGGCUUCAGCCCUGGAACAAAGACUUAACUGGACAAGAACCCUGAGUAUGGACCUGGGGGCCAAAGGGCGACCUCUCACAGGCGCUCUCCCUGUGUCUGAUGCCUUGCAGCCAUGAAUGGGGAGAGUUAGGACUGCAGCCCUGGAGUGGAGUGUGGAGUUUACCUGCAGUACUGGCACCCUUUCAUUUUCGUCUGGUCCUUCUCUUUACCCUCAUACAGCUCCCACUUCUCCACUCACGGGCCAGAUUUUGAGCCACUAAUCCUGGCUCAGUGAGGUAAAAAUGCAGGAACUGCUUUUGGGAAGACGGGUGUAGUUCUCUUCUUUCUUUCCUUCUCUUCCCACUAUGCAAAGAACUGGAGCCUGGGCUGCACAUGUUGGUCCCUGUUCUCCUUGUGGACUAGUGGCAUGGGAAGACCCUCACUCACACCCCAGACUCUUUUCAUCCAACAUUCUUGCAUGAUUCCCCCCCCCCUUUUUUUUUAUUAUUAUUAUUCACAGGACCCUUGUGUCACAUUCUGAUGAGGCUGCUUCAGACUCAAAUGCCUUCCCUGCCUUGGCUCUGUCUUCCCACAAUAACAGGAUUUUAAUUAUCCAAAGUCUAGGCUGAAUGACAUUUUCUUUGAUUUGGUCCAAUAAACAUGGCCAAGGUUGAAAA
Molecule: messenger RNA, 3356 nt
Organism: Sceloporus undulatus (fence lizard)
Lineage: Eukaryota; Metazoa; Chordata; Lepidosauria; Squamata; Phrynosomatidae
Gene: XNDC1N
Product: short transient receptor potential channel 2
Exons: 10
Coding region: 1330-2655 (441 amino acids)
Biological process (GO): base-excision repair; single strand break repair
Cellular component (GO): nucleus
Molecular function (GO): damaged DNA binding
Source: RefSeq, a predicted model, not a curated record